GACGCCCUACACUCGGCAGGUAAAGGCUACGUCUGGCGUUCGGCUUGGGCACACUUCAUCUCUCUCUCUUGUACCAUGCCUGGAUCGAAGUGUUUCAGAAUCUCGUCCGCCGACAUCUGGAAAAGGAAACGGCCAAGAUGGAGGUGGCCAUGCUCAAGCAACGUCUGAUGCACAGUUACCUACCGGAGAAGUUGAAAGCGCUGGACGCCAUCGGCGAUCAACGGCUUCGUCAGCGGCUCCUCGAUCGGUGCGAGAAGAUUUCGCAACGCACGGUAUCCCACCUGAUGACGGUCUACAUUGCCGCCGCCGAAGCGCAUAUGAGAGAGUCGCAGAAGAACUUCGAAGCGGGCAUGGCUACCUUCCGCGAGAACCUAGUGCGCGGUACCGUUCACCACAAAUUAACGCCCACGAUGUGCGACAUUAUGAAGCGUUGCCUUCACCAUCUACAAGCUCAAGUUACGUUUUUUCGUCAAGGCUUCGACGGUCGCGAACUAGAUUUGGUUCACCGUCGGAGCGCUUCUACCUUGCUCAAAUCCAUCCUGCCCUAUUCACCAAGCAUGUUUCAAGAUGCGGCGCAUCGUCUCUUGUCCGAGCAGCUGUGCUUUCUCCAACGUGGUCCCACGAGCCUUCAAGCCGAUCAACUGCUCUUGCAACGCACUGCCGACGAUUACAAUACCUAUUACCUGGGUUCUCUGCACACCUUCAAGGAUCGAGCCGAUGCACACCAGCAACUAUCGGACGUCGUGAAAUCGAUCGAUUCGGCUCUUCAGGCGCUCUACGACAAGAAGCUGCUUCCCAAGGAGUACUUCGACCGAUUUCAAGUGCGCCAGAAAUCCACUCUACAGCUGCCGCACAUGUACUUCUUGGCCGAACUCGAUCAGCACGGCGAUCUGGUCUCGGUACGACCGAGGCUCUCCUCGUGCCAGCGUUGCCCGGUCUAUACGUUGGCGACCUACCUGGACGAGUUCAAUCGACGGCGGUGAUUUCAUUCAGAAGUUUGACUACUUCUGC
Molecule: messenger RNA, 1011 nt
Organism: Adineta ricciae
Lineage: Eukaryota; Metazoa; Rotifera; Eurotatoria; Adinetida; Adinetidae
Source: the annotation of a GenBank genome assembly